AUGGACAAUGCUUGGGUGGAAUAUCAAUUGAUACGCUGUGUCAUCUUCUCUAUCACAAUUCACAAUUCCCUGCAGAUAUUUCCUAUUUCAGUUCCCGCGCCCCGUCCCCCACACGCAGUCACACAGAAUGGCAGCGGCAGUGAAUUGCUACCUCUCAGUGACUUCAACAGCCACACCCACAUCUCAAGAUUCUCCACAGCCAGCAAUCACGAGGCCGCCGACCAAGAUCAUACUGCCCAAGAAAAAGCCUAUGAAAUGGUCUACAGGGGUGGCUCCGGGUGAGUAUGGGGGCCCACCCACCACAACGAAGCUCAGGAAAUACUGGGGUGGAGAUGAGGACCCUCUUGCCUCUGAUGAAUACUUGUGGAACAAAGACUUCAUGGGUCGAAUGAAAAAGUUCAUUCAAGACCCCGUCGAUGUCGACACUAAUUCUGACCCUCGAUUCUCAUCUGCGAAGGAAGAGCCUUGUGGAUUUCUUAGCUUGAACAGAGUGAUGAGCUUGGACAGUUUGGAAAUUGACUUGAGCAAAGAGUUAACAGCGACUUCAAGAUCUGCGGUUGAACCACGAGUUGAAGAAAUUCAAAGUAAUAGCAUUGCUUCUCGAAAAUGGAGACCAGCCCCAACACGACGUGAGCUAGAGAAGUGGGACAGGGCUACUAAAGCUGCAACUGGAGGCAGUGAAGUGAUGCUUAGGGAAUCAAAGCGUCCCAGAGGGGACCCAGAAGUGUUGGCUGCUCAGUCAAGGGAACAGUACUAUAAGUUGAAGAAUAAAUUGCAGUUCCUCACACUGGGCAUUGGUGGUGUUGGUGUAAUCUCAGCCUAUUGUUCUUAUUCUCCUGAAAUUGCAGCAAGCUAUGGUGCUGGAUUGCUCGGUUCUUUGGCAUACAUGCGAAUGCUUGGAAAAACCAUUGAUUCUAUGGCAGAUGGAGCAAAAGGACUUGUCAAAAUAAAAAUAAAAAUAAAUAUAAAAAUUUGCUUUUCUUGGUAG
Molecule: messenger RNA, 988 nt
Organism: Olea europaea var. sylvestris
Lineage: Eukaryota; Viridiplantae; Streptophyta; Magnoliopsida; Lamiales; Oleaceae
Exons: 7
Coding region: 128-988 (286 amino acids)
Source: RefSeq, a predicted model, not a curated record